UUGGACCGGCACUGGCUGCGGGAUGCCUGCACUUGCGAGUUGUGCGUCGAUCCCGACUCCGGUCAGAAGAAUUAUGGUACCUGCGAUGUGCCCCUCGAGCUUCCUAUUCAAAACUGUCGGAAAACGGCCGAGGGAGAGCUCGAGGUCGUUUGGCAAAACGACUUUCUCUCUCGGCAAGGCGAGAAUCACGUGUCAAAAUAUUCAGCCGACUGGAUCCAAUCCUUCUUCUUUCCAGCACCAUAUGGAAGCUUCAAGUUGCCCAAUCGGAUUUUCUGGGAUAAGGCGAUAUUCGAGAAAGAUCGUAUUACCCUUGAUUACAAUCACUGGAUGGCUAGCGGGCGGGAUUUCGUCCAGGGCAUGUUGCAACUGCGGACUCACGGCCUUCUCUUCCUGAAAAACGUUCCGGAAUCAGAAGAAUCGGUCAUUCACGUUGCCAACCAGAUCGGCAAUCUUCAAGAGACGUUGUAUGGGCGCACUUGGAACGUGCGAUCCAAGCCACAGGCUGAGAACGUAGCGUACACCAAUUCCUUCCUUGGUCUUCACCAGGAUCUGCUGUACACGGUGGAUCCGCCACGCAUUCAGAUUCUUCACUGUCUGGAAAACACAUGCGAAGGCGGGGAAUCAUUAUUCAGCGAUGGGCUGCGAGCGGCGCACCUCAUGAAGCUUGGACCGGCACAUUUCUUUAAGCCCCUCAUUCACAAGGUGUUACGGUACGAAUACAAGAAGCACAAUCACCACUACCAACAGGUCCGUGCAGUGGUUCAUCAAAACCUUGAGAAGGUGUACUGGUCGCCACCAUUUCAAGCCAGCGACCAGAACCUGCUCAAGACGGGCCAGGGCAGCAAACAUUAUCGGGCAUGGGUGGAGGCCGCGACAAAAUUCCGGAAGCUCCUGGAAGAUGACCCAUGGAUGUAUGAAUACAAGAUGAAGCCAGGCGAGUGCGUGUUGUUUGACAACCUGCGCAUUCUACACGGUAGGAAGCAGUUCGACACGAGCUCCGGGAGGCGUUGGUUGAAGGGGGCGUAUGUCGCCCAUGACGUCUACAGCAGCAAG
Messenger RNA from Pseudomassariella vexata, 1053 nucleotides. RefSeq lists its product as uncharacterized. NCBI's taxonomy places the organism in Eukaryota, Fungi, Ascomycota, Sordariomycetes, Amphisphaeriales, Pseudomassariaceae. The annotation marks the transcript as partial. Gene Ontology annotation, biological process: carnitine biosynthetic process. Gene Ontology annotation, molecular function: oxidoreductase activity. The record is from RefSeq and is a predicted model, not a curated record. Gene Ontology annotation, cellular component: mitochondrion. The transcript has a single exon.